GUUUCUUAUGAUUUCUUUGCAGUGCAGGGAAAUGGGUUUGUGGACAUUACUUGAGGGGUUCCUGCUUCUUGCAAAUGCACUAGCAAUACUAAAUGAGGACCGAUUUCUGGCACCUAGAGGAUGGGGCUUAUCUGAUUUUUCAAGUGGCAGGACAAAAUCUUUCAAAGGCCAGCUCAUAGGUCUUAUUUACGCAACUCAGUACCUAAGAGUUCCUCUCAUACUUCUCAACUCCAUCUGCAUCAUUUUGAAAUUUGUUUCUGGAUAAUGCCUAGCAUGGUUCGGGUUACCACUAGAUGAUUUCAAGAAGUUGCUCCUGCGUAGAACAAUUAAUUUGACAAAUUCUAUUUUAGAGAGAGCCUCCAUUACAAGUGUUUGUCUUAGUUUGGGAUAUUGGUCAAUUGAUUGUUAUUUAUUGCCCUAAAAUCAUGUUUACCAUUGUGACAUCAAUAGUAAGAAAUGAAAAUCAUUGUGACAUUAGUUGGAUAGGUGUUGAAGAAUCAAUUAUCAUCU
Arachis duranensis is the source of this 510-nucleotide messenger RNA. RefSeq lists its product as uncharacterized. Gene Ontology annotation, biological process: endoplasmic reticulum to Golgi vesicle-mediated transport. Gene Ontology annotation, cellular component: COPII-coated ER to Golgi transport vesicle; Golgi membrane; endoplasmic reticulum membrane. The coding region runs from base 8 to 265 and encodes 85 amino acids. The record is from RefSeq and is a predicted model, not a curated record. The transcript is spliced from 2 exons. NCBI's taxonomy places the organism in Eukaryota, Viridiplantae, Streptophyta, Magnoliopsida, Fabales, Fabaceae.